AUGGCGGGCGAUCGAAGCCGCAGCCGCAGCCGCAGCCAUGCGCAGAGUUCCUCCUCCUCCGAGGCUGCUUCCGAAGUGCCGCCGGCGAGACAAAGCUCUUCCACGGCCUCCGACGACGACAUCGAGGACUGUGAGGAGGGCCAGAGCCUCCAUGCCAUUCGUCCCGGCGUCCUGCUCUGCGACCGCUUCCGCGUUCGUGGGCGGCUUGGGACAGGAGCGUUUGCCACCGUCUGGCUCUGCGCUGACGAGGAGCGAGAAGAGGCCGACUUCGACCUUGUGGCUCUGAAGGUGUACAGGGCCGUGGAUCGCUACCAGCUCUACGCAUCGGAGGAGAGCGGUCUCCUCCGCGAUGCGGCGGAGCUUGCAGAAUCUCGUCCGCCCUCCUUGGUGGGCCUACUGGGGCUCUUUCCCCACCAGGGUCCGGCAUGCCAGCAUGCCUGCGUUGCCUUGGAGCUCCUGGGCCCCUCCGCACUGGAGAUGGCAGAGCGCAGCCGAAGUUCUCGGCUUCCGUUGCCUCUGCUUUGCUCCGCCCUGCUGGGUGGACUCCGGGCUCUGGACUUCCUUCACAGGGAAUGCUCCAUCAUCCACACGGAUGUCAAGCCCGAGAAUAUCCUCAUCAACAUUCCGCCUCGCUCGGCCAUGCUUGACAUCAUGAGGAAGCUGCCCUUUGGCCGUGCCGAGCGGAUUCGUCUCAUGGAGGCGGCGCUCCGGGAAGGUGCAUCGGCAACAUUCUGCCUGGUGGACCUGGGGAACAGCUGCACCAGGGAUCGCCAUGUCUCGGUGGACAUCACCACAAUGGAGUACAAAGCAGUGGAGGUGAUGCUGAAUGCGGGCUACGACACCGGAGCUGACAUCUGGUCACUGGCAUGCACGGUCUACGAGCUAGCCACUGGUCGCUACCUCUUCGAUCCGCGGCGUAGCUUCGCGCGGCCGAAAGGGCUGGCAGCGCGUCCUGCUCUGGCUAACGGACCGGAGCACAUCGCCCAGAUCGUCGAGCUGUCUUUUGGAAUCCGCCGCGUGGCCUUUCCAGUCUGCGGAUGGCUCUGA
This is a messenger RNA of Symbiodinium sp. CCMP2592, 1047 nucleotides long. The record is from the annotation of a GenBank genome assembly. Lineage: Eukaryota; Dinophyceae; Suessiales; Symbiodiniaceae.